Mesorhabditis spiculigera is the source of this 978-nucleotide messenger RNA. NCBI's taxonomy places the organism in Eukaryota, Metazoa, Nematoda, Chromadorea, Rhabditida, Rhabditidae. The record is from the annotation of a GenBank genome assembly.
AUGAGCGCAGAGUUGGACGUGGACAGCAUGCUGUGUCGGAUCCUCGGCAGCGGGCAGACCGGCUACGGUAUCACGCGCACCAUCAAGGAGGGCGAGAUCGUGCAGCUGUGCGCCAAGGCCAAAGAAGUCUUCAUGUCUCAGGGGUCGAUGCUCGAGGCCAUGCCUCCCAUUAAAAUCUGCGGUGAUGUCCAUGGGCAGUUCUCGGACGUGCUCCGCAUCUUCGACCGCACCGGCUUCCCCCCGUCGGUCAACUACAUGUUCCUCGGCGACUACGUGGACCGCGGGGAGCAGAGCCUCGAGACGAUAUGCCUCUUCUUCUGCUACAAGAUCAAAUACCCCGAGAACUUCCUGCUGAUACGCGGCAACCACGAGUGCGCGGCCAUCAACCGCGUCUACGGCUUCUACGACGAGUGUAACAGGCGCUACCAGAGCCUCCGUCUCUGGCAGUACUUUCAGGACGUGUUCAACGCGAUGCCGCUGUGCGGGCUGGUCGGCGGCCGGAUUCUGUGUAUGCACGGGGGACUGUCGCCACGCUUGAAGACCCUUGAUCAGCUCCGCCAGCUGUUUCGGCCCAUCGACCCGCCCAACCCGUCGCUACACGUCGACCUGUUGUGGGCCGAUCCGGACAAUUACAUUACGGGCUUCCUACCCAGCAACCGUGGCCUGUCCUACGUCUUUGGCCCCGAUGUCGUCAAGGCCACCUGCCAGCGGCUGGACAUUGACCUCGUCGUCCGGGCCCACCAAGUCGUACAGGACGGCUACGAGUUUUGCGCCAACCGCAGAAUGGUGACCAUCUUCUCGGCCCCCAACUACUGCAAGCAGUUCAACAACAACGCCGCCGUGAUGUGCGUCGACGAGCUGUUGAUCUGCUCUUUUGAGGUGAUGAAACCGGUGUACCGCCCCAAGGCGCAGAUGAGCCGCGAGCUCGAGCAGAAGCGGAAGGCCCGAGCACAGGCCCUCAGCGCCGAGCAGGCCCGC